CAGAAACUUUUUGCCGAAAUGAGGUUUCGGACGGCAUUGCCAAUCUUUGAACGAAAGUUCCCAACUUUCCUUGUUUAGAGGUUUGUCGUUCGCCGCUGUGCCUUUAUCAUAUGUAAAAAUAAUACUUACUGGCGCCUACCUUAAUACAUUUUUAGUGUCACAGCAGCAUAAAGUAUCGAUUUACACGCAAGUAAGUCGUUUACUCUUGUUACUUUUUCAAGUUGCCUGUGCUGUCUAAUGUGUUGGAGGUCGAACUGUGUUUAUCAUUCCUCUAACAUUUCGCCCGUUUUCAACGAUCUCCUCUUAUUUUGUUGAUGCAUCGCGUCCUUCAAAGUGAACAAGAGACCGAGAAGAGUUUUGCUUUCCAUCGAACCUAGCCAUUGCAUCGAUAAACACAAAGCAAAGGGAGCUAAACGCAAGACUUUGAAGAGGGACCACAGCUGACAUCUUGUCUACUGCUACUACUGUCUUCGUUGUUUGUUUUCUGUAACGAUGGGGCUGAUUUCCAAGGAAGAUCCAGUCAAGGGGCUUUUUAACGCCUCUUCAGCCGAAAGUCUUCACAUUCCCUCUGAGCCUCCGAGCGAAGACGAAUUGCCUCCCCCUGUUGCCCCGCCUGUUGUUCACCACUCAAAGGGUACCAAGUCGCGUGUCCCUCCCAUCCCGACCAAUUUCUUCCGCCUGCGCAAGGUUCUGGGCAAGAAGAAAUCCCGCAGGUACCAAGAUAGUUGCACCCUUAUGACGCUGGUAGAAGAGGAUGAGUUUGGUGAAGUAUCCAUCACGGAUCUUGUCCCGCACAAUGACUCUCAGUUUGCUCAUCUAUUGAAAGACAACGUCUCCAUGGCUAUGUGGAAUGAAUUCAUUGAAAGCAGCGAGGAAGCUCAGCAAUGUCUUUUGAUGCAGUUCGGCAACAGAGGAAAGGUUCAACGCAAGAGAGAUAAUAAGGGAGAGGUGCUUUCAGGGGAAGACGCAUUUCAAAACAUGGAUCGUAAUCUUCGCUCUUUUCUACGGAAAAGCAAAGUUCCUCUGGGACUGCUUAGUUAUCUGGAAGAGAGAGUGACUACUUUCUUCGUUGAAAAUCCCCUGGAAAUUUUUGUGUCUGAGAACAUGUCUAGUUAUGAGCGCCUAAUGCUGCAUGCCAUUUCUCAGUAUCAUCAACUGUUAUCACACAGUGUUGAUACCAAGGGCACAUCACCGGGAAGAUUUGUCAAAGUAAUUAAUCCACACCUCGAUUUCAGAGUUCCUGCAUUGUCAUUGGGAGAUUAUCUUGGUGUGACCAAAGACGUGUUAAAAUGUGAAGCUUAAAUUGAUAACUUUUUUGUCUUAUGAUUGAUGAAUUACCUACAAUGUGACAUGAAUUUUUGUUCUGUUUUUCCCCUGUAAUGCUUGCAUGUUAACGAAAUCAAACAUUGACCGAAGGUUAAAUACCUUUGAUAAUAAUAAUUAGUGUUGUUGGCUUGAAAACAAUAAUUAUGUUAUGUUAAUUUAAUUUUUGUUGUUAUUUUGCUCAGGAAAGAUCUCCUUAGUCUCGCUACAUUCUAGGUUUUUGUACUGUCAAAGAUUGGCAGUGGUUUCUUCAGUUUAAUUCAGUUGUGGAAGAGCACUGUACAUCCAAAAAUGUUUUGGUAAAAUUUCAAGUACAGGCAACAGCUUGGUUUUCAAUGGUUUAAUUUUGCUCUGGUGACCUCACUGAUUUGUCAUAAAAAAUCUGUUUUGGUAGACUUGUAUUCAACAGGGUUGAAUCACUUUUCCAAUGUUAUGAAGGGUAAUCCCUGUUUCUGUACAAUUGAGUCUGACUUUUUAAAAAAAUAUUUGUUAGGUUUUUUUUUCCUUUUUGUCUUUGUGUCAAUAACCAACCACUACUACUGUUUUCAAAAUGGGUGGUCAAGGCUUGGCCUGCAUUUUGUUUGUUUUUUAGGGUUUUUCUACCAUGCAGCUUUUUUGGUGCAAAUUGGUCUGAAUGGAUGUUAAUCCAUUAGCUCUAAAAUCAUGGAGACAUGAUUUACAUCUUUUGUGUACUUACAAUGUAAAUCGAAUAAAAUGAGAAAAUCUUCAUAA
This is a messenger RNA of Thrips palmi, 2055 nucleotides long. Its product is annotated as R3H domain-containing protein 4-like. The coding region runs from base 493 to 1302 and encodes 269 amino acids. Gene Ontology annotation, molecular function: nucleic acid binding. The record is from RefSeq and is a predicted model, not a curated record. The transcript has a single exon. Lineage: Eukaryota; Metazoa; Arthropoda; Insecta; Thysanoptera; Thripidae.